CAAACCUAAGAGGAAAAGCGGGCCUGGUCUCGGCCCCAUUCCUGUUCCCCACCUGUCUCUACCCUUUUCUUCCCUUUCCCUGGCCCUGCCAGACUCUGUCUCCCUGGGUGCCCGCCUCCCCUCCCCUGGAGGGCGGGGCUUGGCUGCACCCACGUGUGUUGGAGUUAUAUGCUCCCAGCCGGCAGAGGAGCUGGGGAGAGUGGCACCCAGCUGGUGGCUCAGGCAGCGAAGCAGCACCAUGGCCGGCAAGAAAGUCUGCAUUGUAGGCUCUGGUAACUGGGGCUCAGCCAUCGCCAAGAUUGUGGGUGGCAAUGCAGCCCAGCUGGCACGCUUUGACCCACGGGUGAUCAUGUGGGUGUUUGAGGAAGACGUCGGGGGCAGAAAGCUGACAGAGGUCAUCAACACACAGCAUGAGAAUGUCAAAUACCUGCCAGGGCACAAGUUGCCCCCCAAUGUGGUGGCUGUCCCAGAUGUGGUCCAGGCUGCAGUGGAUGCUGACAUCCUGAUCUUCGUGGUACCCCAUCAGUUCAUUGGCAAGAUCUGUGAUCAGCUCAAGGGCCACCUGAAGGCAGAUGCCAUUGGCAUAUCUCUUAUUAAGGGGGUAGACGAGGGCCCCAACGGGCUGAAGCUCAUCUCUGAAGUGAUUGGGGAGCGCCUUGGCAUCCCCAUGAGCGUGCUGAUGGGGGCCAACAUUGCCAGCGAGGUGGCUGAUGAGAAGUUCUGUGAGACAACCAUUGGCUGCAAGGACCUGGCCCAGGGACAGCUUCUGAAAGAGCUGAUGCAGACACCCAAUUUCCGCAUCACGGUGGUGCAAGAGGUGGACACAGUAGAGAUCUGUGGGGCCUUAAAGAAUAUAGUGGCCGUGGGGGCUGGCUUCUGUGAUGGGCUGGGCUUUGGCGACAACACCAAGGCGGCCGUGAUCCGACUGGGGCUCAUGGAGAUGAUCGCCUUCACCAAGCUCUUCUGCAGUGGCCCUGUGUCCUCUGCCACCUUCUUGGAGAGCUGUGGUGUUGCUGAUCUCAUCACUACCUGCUACGGAGGGCGGAACCGCAAGGUGGCCGAGGCCUUCGCCCGCACUGGAAAGUCCAUUGAGCAGCUGGAGAAAGAGAUGCUGAAUGGGCAGAAGCUGCAGGGGCCCCAGACAGCCCGGGAGCUACACAGCAUCCUCCAGAACAAGGGCCUGCUGGACAAGUUCCCUCUGUUCAUGGCUGUGUACAAGGUAUGCUACGAGAACCAGCCAGUAGGUGAAUUCAUCCGCUGCCUGCAGAAUCAUCCAGAACAUAUGUGAGCAGGGCUGGGGCCCAGGCCAGGCAGCCUCUUUACCCCAACGGAGACAGGCAGAAGCUUGGGGUGCCUGGCCACCACGAUCUCUGGGACUCCCCACACAGCAGCAUCUUCUCAGCUUUUCACUGGAGGACAGGUGCCUGUGGGCCCGGCCACCUGCCUGGACAUCCUGAAGCACAAGCAGCCCGCAGCCUCCUGCCACCACAUCGCACCAGAAAUGCAGUUGCCUAGUCCCUCUCCAUAUGUGGGGCUUUCUCCCUGUCCUCCUCCCAGAGGAGGGGUAGAAUCAGCCCCAGUGCUGCCUGCUUUGGGUAUGUGGGGGGAGGAGGGGAGGGGAGGGAGGCAAGGCAAGGGCUGCUUACUGCUGCCUCACACAGACCAGGACUCCUGUCCCCAAGCCCAGUUAACGGCUAAAGAAGUACCUCAGCUGCAAGAGGGAUGAGGCAAGGGCUGCAGGGAGGGGUCUGGGCUUUCGGGCUGACAUAGACCUCUGCCAGGCCCCACAUGGCAUCAAUGGAUCUCAGUGUUUGUUCGCAAAAUACAAAGAUCUCAAACAACCCCCUUCUAGCUUCUCCUAGCAACAUCUGCAUCCUCAGAAACCUCUGGUCAUCCCCUUUCCCCCUCCCCCAGGCUGCCUGGCACCAGAGUUGCUGCCACGCUGGCAUCUCUGGCCACGGGGCUUGUCAUUCUCUCUUGGGACGUCCCAGUUCCUAGUUCUUUGCCAGCUCCUCCCCACCAUGUGUGACCUUUCCAAGCCUCUCUCACCCUCCCUGCCAGCACCCUCACUGGGGAGCAGAACUUAAUCUGCUGACAGAGCUACACCUCUUCAUAGCAGGCUCAGAUCACUCUACUCCCUGUGACCUUUGUAACUGCCCUGCCUCCCUUCUCAGGAGCUCUAGUGGGGGGAGGUGUCAGCUGGGUUCCUCCUGCUGCUAUCUCCCCAGGACAUCUUGGAUCCACCCGUUACCUCCUAAACCCUGUCCCUAAUUCUCAGCUACCCCCAGAGCAGCCAAGGCAGCUAACCAGUUCCUGUAUCUGGAAGCCAGGUGGCCAGAGAGUGGGUAAGGAAGGAUGAGCAGGUCCCCAUCUCUGUGGUCUGAAUUCCAAGGCCGGCUCUCCUUUGUCACCUGAAGGCCUUCUCAUGAGGUAUUGACUACUUCAGCGCCUCAGGAGCUGGGAAACUCGUGGAGGAGGAAAAAAAUUCAAGCCUCCCUCCCCGCUGGGGUGAGGGAAGAACAGCAAGGGGAGGAGGGAGAGGAGUGUGCCUUGCAGUGGCCUGGCUCCAGGGUGGAAUGGCAGCCGGAGAAUGUCACAGGUCAGCAGCUUGGACCCCUGGCUAUAAAUAGAGGCCGAGGGCUCCUGUCACAUCCAGCAGAGGGUCUCAGCUUCCUGUGUGGCAGCGUCUGGCACGCUGUGGCUCUGGCCAGCAUUAUGUUAACCCUCCCUUACUCCUGGACAAACCAGGGAGGCACGCUCCUCUCAGCCCCUCGCCCUUGAGAAGUCAGUCUUACCAAUGAAGGGCAGAGCUGCCUGGAUCUGCGAGCAGCGAGCGUGAGGGGCACAGUCACCCUAGAUCUGGCUGGGCCCAGGUUUGGGCGCUGACUGGAUCCAGAGCUGCUUCCCCAGGAGGUCAAAGUCAGGGCAGAAAGACAGCUCUCUUCCCUAGGCUGCAGCUGCGACCCUCUUAGAUAGUCAAAAACCUUUGCCUACUUUUGCUCACUCCACAAUUAACUGAAUCUGAAGCUUGCGAACCAGGCCUACUUGUCUACCCAAUAAAGCGUGUUUUUUGCA
Messenger RNA from Balaenoptera musculus (blue whale), 3075 nucleotides. RefSeq names its product glycerol-3-phosphate dehydrogenase 1 (gene GPD1). The coding region runs from base 239 to 1288 and encodes 349 amino acids. The record is from RefSeq and is a predicted model, not a curated record. Gene Ontology annotation, molecular function: NAD binding; glycerol-3-phosphate dehydrogenase [NAD(P)+] activity; protein homodimerization activity. Lineage: Eukaryota; Metazoa; Chordata; Mammalia; Artiodactyla; Balaenopteridae. The transcript has 8 exons. Gene Ontology annotation, cellular component: cytosol; glycerol-3-phosphate dehydrogenase (FAD) complex. Gene Ontology annotation, biological process: carbohydrate metabolic process; glycerol-3-phosphate catabolic process.